AUGUGUUCAUAUGAUUCAAUACGUAUUAGUGUCUCAGCUUACAAUCGAUCUGUAUGUGUUUGUCCUAUUAAUAAAUUUGGUGAUCGAUGUCUUCUUAUCGAUACAAUGUGUGAAAUGGAUAAGAAUUUAACAUGUCAACAUGAUGAACAAUGUAUUCCUUCUGAUGAAUAUAUGAUAUCGAAUCAAAAAUUUGUAUGUAUUUGUCCAAAAGGCUAUAUUGGUGAUCGAUGUGAAAUAGUUGAUAAUAAAAUAAUUCUAUUAUUUGGAAAGAGCAUUAUUUUAUCACAAUCGAUACAUAUUCAUUUCAUUGAAGUUAUUAAUAUUGAUAUACCAAUGAGAACACCAUUGUCCACAUAUAAAUGA
Molecule: messenger RNA, 363 nt
Organism: Rotaria sp. Silwood1
Lineage: Eukaryota; Metazoa; Rotifera; Eurotatoria; Philodinida; Philodinidae
Source: the annotation of a GenBank genome assembly